CGCGGGUAUCAGACUGGAGCAGUGAGCAGAUGCCAUCACCUGUCGCGAUGCUAAACACUGGUGCCAUGUAGAGUGCGAGCGCGCGCGUAAAGAGAGCCAGAAUGGAGUCACUCAACCGAUCCGGGUGGACGGGGCCCAUCCCAGGGGAUUACAACUCCUCCACUGGAUUUGGAUUUUCAGAAAUGUCUGCAUCAAUCGGAAAUUACAGUACCAAUGUAUCAAAUCAAAGCAUCCCAUUUCAAGGAAGCAGCACCAUGAUGACCGCCAUCAUAUCAUUAACCGUGUUUAUCGUUGGACUGACCGGCAACACAUUAGCGAUUUAUGUGGUUUUACGUUAUGCUAAAAUGAAAACAGUAACUAACAUCUAUAUUUUGAACUUGGCCGUCGCUGAUGAACUCUAUAUUUUGGGUCUGCCGUUCCUUACGACACAAAACAUACUUUCCUACUGGCCGUUCGGCUCCUUUCUGUGUCGGGCUGUCAUGACGGCAGACUCGCUUAACCAGUUUACAAGCAUCUUCUGCUUGACGGUCAUGAGCAUCGAUCGUUAUUUAGCGGUUGUACAUCCUAUUCGCUCCACUAGGUGGCGCAGGCCGCGAGUGGCUAAAGCCGUCAGCGCCGCGGUGUGGGCGUUUUCGUUCGUUGUCGUUCUUCCUGUGGUCAUAUACUCCGACGUCCAAGACAAAUAUAACUCAUGCAACCUGAUUUGGCCGGAGCCGAGCAAUGUCUGGUCCACCGCCUUCAUCCUGUACACUGCCACCAUAGGGUUCUUCGGCCCCCUUCUGGUCAUCUGCAUGUGUUACCUCCUCAUUGUAGUCAAGGUGAAGUCAUCCGGCGCUCGGGCGGGAUUUACGAAGCGCAGGCGUUCGGAACGUAAGGUGACGCGCAUGGUGGUGGUGAUCGUGGUGGUGUUUGUUCUCUGCUGGCUGCCGUUCUACAUCAUCAACAUCGUGAACCUGGUCUUCAUCCUUCCAGAGAACAGCGUGAUGGCGGGGGUGUAUUUUUUCGCCGUCCUCCUUUCGUACGCCAACAGCUGCGCCAACCCGCUUCUCUACGGGUUUUUGUCCGACAACUUCAAGCAGAGUUUCCGUAAGGUCCUGUGCGUCCGGAAGGCGAAUGGCGUGGAGGAUGGGGAACCCAGUCUACCGCGGACGGAGAAAACCACGACCCACGACACCACAUUCCUUACGCCGCGGGACAAUGACCUUAAUAGACAUGGAUUGCAGUUAGAGCCUUGCAUGAGCUCAUCUGAGAAGCCACAGACCGCAAAACCACAGAUCAUUGGCCAGUCCACUCUUUAAGCUCACUCUCUCUCUGUCUGCCCUUUCCCUCUUAUUUCAUUUCCUUCUCUAUUCUUUUUUGUCAUCAUUUGCUUUCUGUGGAAGGCGUGGCCACAGCCUCAAGACACGCCUCUGAAUGUGCCAGUGACCCCACCCUCCAGCUCAGCAUCCACCCGGUGCCCUCAGUUACCACGCCUAAUCCCACUCAUGACCUGUGACCCUGCGAGGCCGUGAGAGCCCAUCUGAACAAUGCCAGGAAAUUCUGCUGUAGGAGACAUAAAAGGAAAAAGAAGGGAAAACUGAGGAAAGAAGGAACUUUAGUGAGAGCAUUAUAGGCACAAGGGGAUUUAAAGAUUUAUUUGCUGUCACAACUCACACACAGGUGUGAACAUCAUAUUUCAGCUUAAAAAAAUAAACAAUAAUAAUUUUUAGAAAUUAUUUUUGGACAGUUUGUCCUGAAUAGUAAUAAUAUUGAGUUAUCUCUAGAGAUUUGAA
Triplophysa dalaica is the source of this 1772-nucleotide messenger RNA. It is a transcript of the gene sstr5, whose product is annotated as somatostatin receptor type 5. Gene Ontology annotation, biological process: neuropeptide signaling pathway; regulation of insulin secretion; cellular response to glucocorticoid stimulus. The record is from RefSeq and is a predicted model, not a curated record. Lineage: Eukaryota; Metazoa; Chordata; Actinopteri; Cypriniformes; Nemacheilidae. Gene Ontology annotation, molecular function: somatostatin receptor activity; neuropeptide binding. The transcript is spliced from 3 exons. Bases 102 to 1298 code for a protein of 398 amino acids. Gene Ontology annotation, cellular component: membrane; neuron projection.